AUGUUUUCUAGAAAGAUAUUAUUGUUGGUAUUCAACGCCUCCUUGUGCGUUGUUGCGGUCACAGCAGAAUGCACAAAGUUCUCGACCAAUGGAACGGUAGCAGCGACAUAUGACUACUACCGCUUUUUUGACUUCAGGCAUCUCCAAGGGAGUCUUGAUGAGACUGCAGCUUCCUCGUCAUCUCGAGAGAAUGAUGUUAAGAUUACGGAAUCUUCUAAAGGGAAGUCUAAGAUUGUUGCGGCUGCACCAUGGAAUGCCGAUUGGACUCCACGCGACUGGUUUCGGCCAGCUCCAAAGGAGAACACGAUAGAUAUGUACUACACACCUUCACGCAUAACUAUAAACAAUGACGCCGAAUCUGCGAAGGAACAGUCUACUUACCUCACUCUACACACGACACGACUUCCCAACGGAACUCAGCUCGCUGCUGAGCUGGACUUUGCGGAGCACAAUGCCACCUUCGCCUCUAUGCGUAUGCUCGCACGGAUUCGUGGAGCCAGCGGAGCAGUUGCAGGCUUCUUUACGUACCAUAACGACACAAGCGAGUCGGAUAUAGAGAUCCCAACCGGAGGUGCCUCGAGCGAGCUGCACUGCUCGAAUCAGCCAACGACCGAUCCCGAUACAAAUAUGCCUAUCGAGGGAGCAACAUUUAAUGUAUCGUUGGAAGCACACGAGCCUGCGACUGCAUGGAACAGUUAUCGAAUGGACUGGACAUCCGGACGUAGCGUGUGGUACGUCAAUGGUAUACAGUCGGCUGACACAGAGGUCAAUGUACCGGAUACCGAGAGCAGAAUAAUUCUGAAUCUGUGGAGCAACGGCGGAAACUUCUCUGGGCGGAUGACUACUGGCAGUGAAGCCUGGUUUGACAUCCAAUGGGUAGAACUGUUGUUCAAUACGACUGCUAGCCCAAGUUCGCAAGAGAAAGGCACAGCGUGUUCGGUAGAGAAAACGCCUGGAUCUCCCGUACCGAGCUCCUCCGUUCGCCCCAAAGACAGUGUUUCUGGAUGUCUAUGGUGGGUGGUUGGAUUGGCGUCGGCUGUGAGCUUGAUGGCAUACAUGUAG
This is a messenger RNA of Pyrenophora tritici-repentis Pt-1C-BFP, 1062 nucleotides long. Its product is annotated as glycoside hydrolase family 16 protein. Gene Ontology annotation, biological process: carbohydrate metabolic process. NCBI's taxonomy places the organism in Eukaryota, Fungi, Ascomycota, Dothideomycetes, Pleosporales, Pleosporaceae. Gene Ontology annotation, molecular function: hydrolase activity, hydrolyzing O-glycosyl compounds. The record is from RefSeq and is a predicted model, not a curated record.